GAUUUUAUCGUGUUUUCUUCUUCUUAAUCACCUAAAUAUACUCAUCAUCAUUUGGAUCUCUCUUGGAAAUGACCGAAAAAGAAUUAAUCGUUAUGAAUAAAUUAGAAUAUUUAAAAGAAAUACGUUAUCGUAUGCAAGAAAUUGAUCGUAUGCGUUCAUCAAUCAAUGAAGAAUUAGAUCUAGUCAAUGUUGAAGAAAAAUGUCUGCAAGAAUAUCGUCGUGAAAUGGAUUCAUUGUAUCAAGAAAAAAUGACACAUGUAGAAGAAUUACGACAAAUACAUUCGGAUAUUAAUAUGUUGGAAAAUGUUCUGAAACAAUCGGAAGAAGAUCGUAAUCGUCAUGUUGAUAAUGUUAAACGUUUACAUCAUCAUUUACAACAAAUGAAAGAUGGUGUUGAAAAAAUGCGUUCCGAAAUUGGCUUGCCUAGAAUGCAAGAAAAUUUAACCAAUCAAAAUAAUCAAAAAGAUGAAGAUGCAUUAAUGUUGGAUAAACUGGAUUUGGUAUUAGAUGCAGCCGCAAAACGUCAUGGUAAUAAUAAUUCAUCUGGAUAUUUGAAAGGUGAAUUUGAAUUAAAAGCAACAACAAUGGAUCCAUUAGUUGCUAAACAAUUAUCAUCAUCAUCAUCGAAUAAUCCAUCGACAAAUGUUGGUUCAGGUUCGACUGGAUCGACAAAUAAACCAUUUGCUGAUAAUACAAAUACAUCGGCAACAAAUUCAUCUGGACCUAAAUCUUCUGGUGCUGGUGGUGGAUAUUCAUCAUCAUUAGCAUCAUUAAUGUCCGGUUUUCAAGAUCUUCAUACUGGUGGAUCACGUACAAGUGGACAAUCAAUGGCCCAAAGUUUAGGAUCAUAUAAUGAUCAUCAUCAUGGUACAGCAUCUGCAUCCGCAUCAUCUGUUGUACCGAAUUCAGUUGCAUCAGCUGCAGCAGCAGCUGCAUUUCGUCAACAACCACCACCAAUGAAAUCAUGUCUUUCUUGUCAUCAACAAAUUCAUCGUAAUGCACCAAUUUGUCCAUUAUGUAAAGCUAAAAGUCGUAGCCGUCAUCCAAAACGACGUAAUCAACCGAAACAAAAUUAGAAAAUUUUUUCGUUUCUUUAAAAUUCUUUUAUAAUCUUAUAUAAUCAAUCAUUGAUCAGAUAAUCUCAUUUUUUUAAAUUA
This is a messenger RNA of Dermatophagoides pteronyssinus (European house dust mite), 1157 nucleotides long. RefSeq names its product zinc finger C4H2 domain-containing protein. Gene Ontology annotation, biological process: positive regulation of neuron differentiation. Lineage: Eukaryota; Metazoa; Arthropoda; Arachnida; Sarcoptiformes; Pyroglyphidae. Gene Ontology annotation, cellular component: nucleus. The record is from RefSeq and is a predicted model, not a curated record.